CACGCCCUUGUCCCAAAUGAAGAGUCCAAGAGCCCAUUCCCCGCAACUUCCCACAAAAACCUGAAACAACUUGCGGAUUUUUGUGUGCCGGUAGGUCCUCCGGAUCCGCACCUGACGUAGCAUGGCCUCUGGAUAAUAGGAAACAACGAUGGAAAACAGUCACCAUGGCUACACAAGAAAAAGUAAUGGCUUCUAGCCUUCAAUUCGUUCUGAACGAAAUGGUCUACCAUUCUCGAACUCUGGUGCCUCAAGGCAGAGAGAGCUUUCUUAGUAAAGGAAAAGGAAUCUUCUAUAUUCAUUAUCCCUCUGCAGAAGACCUGUCCAAUAUUGGACCAGGAAAUGUUAUGCCGCUUGUGUAUCUUCCGUAUGAAGAAGCAAAGAAGAUCGACUAUUUUGCUGUCAUCCCACUGUUGGAAGCCUACAACCCACUUUUCGAGGUUGUGGUGGUUGUGGCUUGCGUCUAUUCUCCGUCCAGGAAUGACACAAUAUUCAAGGGACAGGUCAUCACCAUCAACAGCUACAAGACGAUUCCGGAGAUCAUGGACCCCAAUGGACAAAUCGUUAAAGGAUCAUGUGAAUUAACAGAGGAGACUGAUAAGUAUGUCAGGGCAGCAAUGGAGCAUUGCAACAAUUGCGGAAAAUUGAAGGACGAGGUGGAACGAUUGCAAAAAUGUGCCAACUGCAAGUCUGCUCGGUACUGUAGCAAAGAGUGUCAAAAAACGGACUGGAAGAGGCAUAAGAAGAGGUGCACAUUCACAAAGUCACUCCGCAAAGACGGACAGCAUAUGAAGAAGCAUGUUCCCAAAAAGACCUCGUAGAGCAGCCUUGCUUAGGUAAUUGACAAGAAUUCGACAACUACACAGUGUAUGCCUCCCCGGUUCACCCCAGACAAUGUGGAACUGGUGUGAGGUUAGAUCGGUUGGUAGCAGCAUUAUCUGCCAGUGAGCAACAGUACCCUGUAGUAGCUCAUAAACUGUUACUAAAUGUACAAGCCAGACGUUCUGUCCUUGCCUCCUCUUGGCACCACAAGAGCCAAUUUUGCUAUGGCUGGCUACCAGUAGCUAGAUAGGUUUGGUAGCAUAGUACCCUAAUGCAGUACUAAUACCGCAGAAUACUUUCGAGAUCCCCUUUUCUAAAAGUUCCGGUAGUGCUUC
This is a messenger RNA of Seminavis robusta, 1154 nucleotides long. NCBI's taxonomy places the organism in Eukaryota, Bacillariophyta, Bacillariophyceae, Naviculales, Naviculaceae. The record is from the annotation of a GenBank genome assembly.